AUGGAACGUAGACGGGUCUCAUGUAGGUUACUCGAGCGGUUGAUGCUCGUUCUUUUACUGUUGAAUCGUGUCGUAGGUAGAACGGUGGGUGUCGAUAGCCACUGGAAUUGGAAACUUCUCUUGAAUAACACGGGUGUUGUAGCUAUGCACAUGGCGGUGACCCAUCAUAAUAACGUUGUGAUAUUCGAUCAGACGGAAGCGGGCCCGUCUAAGUACCGGCUUCGUCACCAACAUAAAGGAAAGAAGUGUAGGACCGGCGAUGAUGCGUCGUGCUAUGCACAUUCGGUAGAGUAUAAUGUGUUGAAAAACCGAGUUAGGGCUCUACAUCUUGCGACCGAUACCUGGUGCUCGUCGGGUUCGUUCUUGAGCAACGGAAGUCUCCUUCAAACGGGCGGUAAUGGGGCAGGGUCGAGAAAAAUCCGAUAUUACAAGCCUUGUACCAAUAGCCGAUGCGAUUGGACAGAACAGAAGAAGCAGUUAUCAGUUAGGCGUUGGUAUGCUUCGAGCCUUUAUCUCCCACAGGAGAAUGGUGUUAUAGUUGUCGGAGGACAAUCGGUUUUUACUUACGAAUUUGUACCAAAAUCUUCGGGCCCGCGUGGACCGUACAAUCUCCCUCUCUUGCACCGUACGUACGAGAGAAACUCGAAAGGGAACAAUUUGUACCCGAUCUUACACUUAUCAAGUGAUGGACAUUUGUUCAUUUUCGCUAAUCGGGAUUCGAUUCUUUUCGAUUAUAAAAGACAUAAGGUUGUGAAGAAGUUCCCGACAAUCCCAGGAAACGGAGGACGUAGCUACCCGAGCACUGGUUCUUCCGUGAUUCUUCCUUUAGACCAUAAUGACAACUUCACUAAAGUUGAAGUCAUGGUUUGCGGUGGUGCCGCCCAUGGCUCCUAUGUUGCGGCUCAGCAGCAUAAAUACUUGAUGGGUUUACGGUCUUGUGGGAGAAUGGUCAUCACCGGAAACCACCACCGAUGGCGGAUGGAAAACAUGCCCGGACCACGGCUCAUGAGUGACAUGUUGAUUUUGCCGACCGGUGAUGUCCUGAUCAUCAAUGGCGCAAAACGGGGUUCUGCCGGAUGGAAUAGCGCAUCGGAUCCGGCUCUUGAACCCUACCUCUACCGACCUAGUCAGUUAGUGGGCCGACGAUUUCAGGUUCUAAAGCAAACGAAAAUCUCCCGCAUGUAUCAUUCGUCCGCCGUCCUAUUACCCGACGGUCGGAUCUUGGUAGCUGGUGGGAACCCUAAUAACCGGUACAUUUUACGCGGGGUGGCUCACCCAACCGAGCUGCGACUACAAGCUCUUGUGCCAGACUACAUGAGCAACCGGUUCGACCAUCUCCGACCAAAAAACGUUACGGUCGUCUACCCACAACAUUCAACUGGUGUCAAGAACGGAGAAACUUUCAAUGUCAGUUUCCGGCUUGCAUCCGAGCCGCAAAAUUUGAGCGUUGUGGCGUACGCUCCGCCGUUUACAACCCACUCGUUAUCAAUGAAUCAAAGAAUGUUGAGACUCGAGUGUUUGAGUCUGGAGAGGGGUAGUCGGGGUUUGGUGGAGGCAAAAGCGGUGGCUCCGCCUUCGAUUUACGCCUCACCACCGGGUUUCUACAUGCUCACGGUGGUUAACGGUGGUAUUCCGAGUAGAUCGUCGUGGGUUAAGUUCAUUUAGAUAGUAGGUAAAAAUGUU
Cynara cardunculus var. scolymus (artichoke) is the source of this 1683-nucleotide messenger RNA. RefSeq names its product aldehyde oxidase GLOX-like. The transcript has a single exon. The record is from RefSeq and is a predicted model, not a curated record. Bases 1 to 1665 code for a protein of 554 amino acids. Lineage: Eukaryota; Viridiplantae; Streptophyta; Magnoliopsida; Asterales; Asteraceae.